UACUCACUCAUUCACUCGGCACUUUUGACAAGUGGGCCGAGUGGCGGAUAUUAUGUUUUGCUAUAUUAUUUGUUAUCAAUAAAAUUAUCUUUCAAUAAAGUAAAUAUGGAAGAAACAUCAAUGGAAACUGAUACCCUUUUAGAAAGUGAAUCUAAUGGUCAUACUAACGACAAUAUGGAAGAUGUUGCUGAUGUUAAUACUGAGGACCGAAGUUGUUAUCAAUAUCCAACUUUAUUUAUGAGUAAAACUUUGUUAGAAUUGUGUAAUUCCUCUUGGACUCGGGCUCCGAAGGCAAAAGAAGACGUGCAGCCUUACUUGAGAGGUUGUAAAUGGUCACCAGAUGGGACUUGUUGUCUCUCUGUGGUAAAUAACGAUGGUGUCCACAUUACGGAACUUCCACGCGAUUUGUACACAGAAUCUGCUUCUCCAGAUCGUAACAUUGAUAUUUUAGAGUCAGUAGUUCAUGUGAAAGAAGCAGGUUUGAUUUAUGACUUUUGUUGGUUCCCUGGGAUGAAUAGUCAUUUUCCUGAGACAUGUUGUUGGUUGACAACAAGGCAGAAUGCCCCGAUCCAAAUGUGGGAUGCGUUUGAUGGUUCCCUGCGAUGUUCUUAUCGUGGUUUUAAUGCCGCUGAUGAGAUGGAACCAGCUCUGUGUGUCACAUUCACUCCUGAAGCUAAUAGUAUUAUUGGGGGUUAUAAAAAAUUUCUUCGGACAUUUGAUGUUGACAGACCCGGAAGAGACUUUUCUGAGCACAAGAUCGGCUCCCCUGCUGCAAGUUUAGCUGUGAACAGCAAUCUAUUGGCUGUUGGGUCUUGGAACACUACUAUCGCCUUAUACAAUGUCAAUGACAUGGGCACUUAUAAAAGUAUUGGCAAAAUGCAUGGACACACAGGUGGUAUCACACAUAUGAAAUUUACUCCAGAUGGAUUAAAACUUGUUUCUGGGGCAAGGAAAGACCACAGACUUCUAGUUUGGGACAUUAGAUACUACAGAAGACCUCUAAACAUUCUGAGUAGAGUGGUAGACACAAACCAGAGAGUGUACUUUGAUAUAUCGCCUUGUGGGAAGUACCUAGUAUCUGGCAAUACUGAUGGUACACUCAAAGUAUGGGAUGUAGACCAGGUUGAUUGGAAGUCUGAACUAGAUACUACAGAUAUCCAUUGUGAUAAAUCUACUAAGUUUCCUCUGCAUAACGACUGUUGUAACAGCGUCUCGAUCCAUCCCCUCAGACCGAUAUUAGCCACCGGAUCAGGCCAAUACCACUGCAGAGAUCCCAUUCAGCUUUUAGACGACGAAAAUCAAACGGACGGCAUAAGCUUAAAUGGCGACAUAAAUUCCAGUCAUAUGAGUGAUACAAGUGCAAUUAAAGACUUUAAUGUUAGUGAAAAUAAAGAGUCGAGUCGAAUAGAAGAGGACAUAUCGUCAAGUGAAAACUGUUUAGUGUUUUGGUGGAUUGGCGACGUACCUGGUAUAGAUUAGAUAGAUUAGGUAGGUAUGUAGUUAUAUUACUUAUAAGAUCGUGAUUAAUAAAUCAUAAUUUCGUAAA
Molecule: messenger RNA, 1546 nt
Organism: Pectinophora gossypiella (pink bollworm)
Lineage: Eukaryota; Metazoa; Arthropoda; Insecta; Lepidoptera; Gelechiidae
Gene: WDR79
Product: telomerase Cajal body protein 1 homolog
Exons: 5
Coding region: 106-1479 (457 amino acids)
Biological process (GO): Cajal body organization
Cellular component (GO): Cajal body
Molecular function (GO): RNA binding; protein binding
Source: RefSeq, a predicted model, not a curated record